CUUUCGCUAUAAAGUCCAGACCUGCAAAAUUUGCAGAGGCGGUAGUUCGCAGUGGCGCCUGCUUCACUGUUUCCUCUCGUCUCGUCUUCUUUACGAUAUAUUCUAGGGUUUCAGUAUUAAUCACGGGCGGAAAAAUGCUAAUGCAAUUACCUCGGUUGACAAACUCUCUCAGAGAUCCAUUCGACGUCGAUCAAGCCUAUCUCCAGCGCAAGAUCAUCCUUCAGAAACAUCUCAAGCAUAGCAAUACUGCAAAUUCACUUAAUGAAUCGGAGCUUGCAAGGAAGAUAGUUGAUCGAUGGGAAGAAGCCUCAACAGAAGUGAGACAAGCUUACAAGCAUUUUAUUGGGGCAGUAGUGGACCUAAUAGACAGAGAGGUGCCAUCUGAAGAGUUCCGUGUGGUGGCACUCACUGCCUACCAUCUAUUUGGAGGACCAGGACCAGGAGAGGAAGAUAAUUAUGAUUCCAAUAUUCUCAAGAAGUCAGAAUUGCAAAAACUUACUGGUCAUGCGGUUUCAGAUGCUAACAUCCAGAGAGUUGCCACCUUAGCACAGAGGCUUUCCAGUUUGCAACCUACCAGCCCUGAGUCUGCACUUGUCUUAGAGAGCCAUGUGAAUGGAAGCUGCAGUGAUCUAGAAUUUGGGGCUGACCUUGCUUUCCAAACUCCAGCCAGGUUUCUAGUGGAUGUUACUUUGGAGGAUGAGGAGGGAGAGGAAACCACUGGAUCUUCUUCUUUGUUUCAGGAUGGAUGGCAAGAUCAUAAUGACUGUGGCCAGAAUCAUUCUGCUGAUGAUGGUGGGAAAUUCAAUUUAAGUUGGUUAAGAGAUGCAUGUGACCAGAUAGUUAGAGAAAGUACUUCGCAGCUUUCCCAAGAUGAUCUGGCAAUGGCUAUAUGCCGUGUACUUGAUUCAGAUAAACCUGGCGAGGAGAUAGCCAGUGACUUGUUGGAUCUUGUUGGGGAUAGUGCAUUUGAAACUGUUCAAGACCUUAUAACGCAUCGGAAGGAACUUGUUGACGCAAUCCGUCAUGGAUGGUCAGUACUGAAAUCAGAUAAAAUGGCAUCAAGCACUCAAUCACGUAUGCCCAGUUAUGGCACUCAGGUUACCGUCCAAACAGAAUCAGAAAGGCAGAUUGAUAAACUUCGGCGGAAGGAGGAAAAGCGAAAUAGACGUGGAACAGAACAUGGGGUUGAUAAUGACACAUCAGCUGCAAGUUUUUCUUCUUUACUUCAAGCAAGUGAGAGGAAAAAUCUGUUGGACGAUCUGAUUGGCGCUGGCCCAGGGCCCCAUGCAUUAUCAGUAACUGCUCUUCCUCAAGGUACUGUCAGGAAACAUUACAAGGGCUAUGAGGAAGUUGUCAUCCCUCCAACACCAACUGCACAAAUGAAACCUGGAGAAAAGCUGAUUGAGAUAAAGGAGUUAGAUGAUUUUGCUCAAGCUGCAUUUCAUGGAUACAAAUCAUUGAACCGAAUCCAGAGCCGGAUAUUUCAAACUGUUUAUUACACUAAUGAGAAUAUACUUGUUUGUGCGCCAACAGGAGCUGGCAAAACAAAUAUAGCUAUGAUUUCUAUUCUGCAUGAGAUUGGACAGCACUUCAAGGAUGGUUACUUGCACAAAGAUGAAUUUAAGAUAGUUUAUGUUGCUCCUAUGAAGGCAUUAGCUGCAGAGGUCACAUCAACAUUUAGCCAUCGUUUAUCUCCGCUGAAUAUGGUUGUGAGAGAACUUACUGGUGACAUGCAGCUCUCUAAGAAUGAACUUGAAGAAACUCAGAUGAUAGUGACAACACCUGAGAAAUGGGAUGUCAUUACUCGUAAAAGCAGUGACAUGUCACUUUCAAUGCUGGUGAAGCUCUUAAUUAUUGAUGAAGUGCAUCUUUUGAACGAUGAUAGAGGCCCUGUGAUAGAAGCACUUGUUGCUAGGACACUGCGCCAGGUGGAGUCAACACAGACAAUGAUACGCAUUGUAGGACUUUCAGCCACUUUACCCAAUUAUUUGGAGGUUGCUCAAUUUCUUAGAGUGAAUCCAGAGACAGGCCUCUUCUUCUUUGAUUCUAGUUAUCGUCCUGUGCCUCUUGCACAACAGUAUAUUGGAAUUAGUGAGCAGAACUUUGCAGCUCGCAAUGAGUUAUUGAAUGAAAUUUGUUAUAGGAAGGUUGUUGAGUCAUUGAGGCAAGGUCAUCAGGCAAUGGUUUUUGUUCAUUCGCGAAAGGAUACAGCAAAAACAGCUGAGAAACUAGUUGAGAUUGCUCGAAAGUAUGAUGAUUUGGAGCUCUUUAAAAAUGAUGCACAUCCUCAAUUUUCCUUGAUUAAGAAAGAGGUUGUUAAGUCUAGAAACAAGGAUGUUGUUGAACUUUUUGAAUUUGCUGUUGGCAUUCAUCACGCUGGGAUGUUACGUGCUGAUAGGGUUUUGACUGAGCAACUUUUCUCUGAUGGACUCUUGAAGGUACUUGUUUGCACAGCAACUUUGGCAUGGGGUGUAAAUCUGCCUGCUCACACUGUUGUGAUUAAGGGGACCCAAUUGUAUGAUCCUAAGGCUGGUGGGUGGCGAGACCUAGGCAUGCUUGAUGUUAUGCAGAUCUUUGGAAGGGCUGGGAGACCUCAAUUUGACAAGAGUGGUGAAGGCAUUAUAAUCACGUCUCAUGACAAACUGGCCUACUAUCUAAGAUUGCUGACAAGUCAACUUCCCAUAGAAAGUCAGUUUAUUAGCUCCUUAAAAGAUAAUUUAAAUGCAGAAGUGGCAUUGGGUACUGUCACUAAUGUCAAGGAAGCCUGUGCAUGGCUCGGGUAUACCUACCUUUUCAUCAGGAUGAGGCAGAAUCCUUUGGCAUAUGGUAUUGGAUGGGAUGAGGUUAUUGCAGAUCCUUCUUUGAGUUUAAAGCAGAGAGCUCUCAUAACAGAUGCUGCACGUGCACUUGACAAAGCUAAAAUGAUGCGUUUUGAUGAGAAAAGUGGCAACUUCUACUGUACAGAGCUUGGCCGCAUAGCAAGCCACUUCUAUAUCCAAUAUUCUAGUGUUGAAACUUACAAUGAGAUGUUGAGACGUCAUAUGAAUGAUAGUGAGGUUAUCGACAUGGUUGCCCAUUCUUCUGAGUUUGAGAAUAUUGUUGUUAGAGAGGAAGAGCAGAAUGAGCUUGAGAUGUUGUUGCGCAUGUCAUGCCCUCUUGAAGUUAGGGGUGGUCCUUCCAAUAAACACGGAAAAAUUUCAAUUCUCAUUCAGUUGUACAUAUCUCGCGGCUCGAUUGAUACAUUUUCGUUGGUCUCUGAUGCUGCAUACAUAAGUGCGAGCUUGGCUCGAAUCAUGCGUGCAUUAUUUGAAAUUUGUUUGCGCAGAGGCUGGAGUGAGAUGUCCUUAUUCAUGUUAGAAUAUUGCAAGGCUGUAGAUCGCCAAAUUUGGCCUCACCAACAUCCACUUAGACAAUUUGACAAGGAUCUUUCAGCAGAAAUAAUGCGGAAGCUUGAAGAACGGGGUGCUGAUUUAGAUCGUCUACAGGAGAUGGAGGAAAGAGAUAUUGGAGCACUUAUUCGUUAUCCCCAUGGAGGGAAGUUGAUUAAGCAAUAUUUAGGGUACUUCCCGUGGAUCCAGUUAUCGGCAACCGUAAGUCCAAUAACCAGGACUGUUUUGAAGGUGAAUUUGCUCAUAACUCCAGACUUCAUUUGGAAAGAUCGUUUUCAUGGUGCUGCACAACGUUGGUGGAUUCUUGUUGAGGAUUCUGAGAAUGAUCAUAUCUACCAUUCAGAGCUUUUCACUUUGACAAAGCGCAUGGCACGGGCAGAUCCUCAGAAGCUCACAUUUACUGUGCCAAUUUUUGAACCACAUCCACCACAAUACUACAUUCGUGCUGUUUCUGAUUCUUGGUUGCAUGCGGAAGCUUUCUACACUAUUUCAUUCCAUAAUCUAGCACUGCCAGAGGCUCGUACUAUGCAUACUGAACUUCUAGAUCUAAAACCUCUCCCUGUGACGUCACUUGGAAACACUACAUAUGAAGCUUUAUACAAUUUUUCACAUUUUAAUCCUAUACAAACCCAGAUUUUUCAUGUCCUUUAUCACACAGACACCAAUGUUUUGUUAGGAGCUCCCACUGGUAGUGGGAAAACUAUAUCUGCUGAACUUGCUAUGCUUCGUCUCUUCAAUACUCAGCCUGAUAUGAAGGUUAUUUACAUAGCACCUUUGAAGGCUAUUGUACGAGAGAGAAUGAAUGAUUGGAGAAAACGUCUCGUCUCUCAGCUUGGAAAAGAGAUGGUUGAAAUGACUGGAGAUUAUACUCCAGAUUUGAUGGCCCUCUUGUCAGCAGAUAUCAUCAUAUCUACCCCUGAGAAGUGGGAUGGUAUUAGUCGUAAUUGGCAUACUCGAAGCUAUGUGACGAAGGUUGGGCUUAUGAUUUUGGAUGAGAUUCACUUAUUGGGUGCUGAUCGUGGACCUAUCCUUGAGGUUAUUGUUUCAAGGAUGAGAUACAUAUCAUCCCAAACAGAGCGGGCAGUACGUUUUGUAGGUCUUUCAACAGCUUUGGCAAAUGCAGGAGAUUUGUCUGAUUGGUUGGGAGUUGGUGAAAUUGGACUUUUCAAUUUCAAGCCAAGUGUAAGGCCUGUGCCUCUGGAAGUACAUAUCCAGGGAUAUCCUGGGAAGUAUUACUGCCCAAGGAUGAAUAGCAUGAACAAACCAGCAUACGCUGCAAUAUGUACCCAUUCACCUAUAAAGCCAGUACUCAUAUUUGUAUCGUCUCGUCGCCAAACGAGGCUUACUGCACUUGACCUUAUUCAGUUUGCAGCGGCAGAUGAGCAUCCAAGGCAAUUUCUGAGUAUGACAGAAGAAGCAUUGCAGAUGGUUCUUUCUCAGAUCACUGAUCAGAACCUGAGACACACCUUACAAUUUGGCAUUGGGUUACACCAUGCAGGACUAAAUGACAAAGACAGAUCUCUGGUUGAGGAACUUUUUGCAAACAACAAGAUCCAGGUGUUAGUGUGCACAAGCACACUUGCUUGGGGGGUGAAUCUUCCUGCUCAUCUGGUUAUUAUCAAGGGAACAGAAUAUUACGAUGGAAAGACAAAGAGAUACGUUGAUUUUCCCAUCACAGAUAUCUUGCAAAUGAUGGGUCGUGCAGGCCGCCCACAAUAUGAUCAGCAUGGAAAAGCUGUCAUUCUUGUUCAUGAACCUAAGAAGAGCUUCUAUAAAAAGUUUUUGUACGAACCAUUUCCUGUUGAGAGUAGUCUAAAGGAGCAGCUGCAUGAUCACAUCAAUGCAGAGAUAGUUACUGGCACAAUUUGCCAUAAAGAGGAUGCAGUGCAUUACCUUACAUGGACUUACUUAUUCCGUAGACUGAUGGUUAAUCCCGCCUACUAUGGUCUAGAGAAUGCAGAACCUGAAACUCUGAGUUCUUAUAUGUCUAGAUUAGUGCAAAACACAUUUGAGGAUCUGGAAGACAGUGGGUGCAUCAAGAUGAAUGAAGACAAUGUGGAGUCUAUGAUGUUGGGCAUGAUAGCAUCACAGUAUUACCUUAGCUACAUGACUGUUUCAAUGUUUGGAUCAAAUAUAGGGCCAGAUACAUCUCUUGAAGUGUUUUUGCAUAUUCUAUCUGGUGCUUCUGAAUAUGAUGAACUUCCUGUGCGGCAUAACGAGGAAAAUUAUAAUGAAGCAUUGUCUCAGAGAGUUCGAUAUAUGGUGGACAAGAAUCGCUUAGAUGAUCCACAUGUCAAAGCAAAUCUGCUAUUUCAGGCUCAUUUUUCCCAGUUAGAGUUACCCAUCAGUGAUUAUGUGACAGAUUUGAAAUCAGUGUUAGAUCAAAGUAUACGUAUCAUACAGGCCAUGAUAGAUAUUUGUGCCAAUAGUGGGUGGCUUUUAAGCUCAAUUACUUGCAUGCAUCUUUUGCAAAUGGUCAUGCAGGGUCUGUGGUUUGAAAAAGAUUCUUCCCUGUGGAUGUUGCCAUGCAUGAAUACUGAUCUUUUGUCAUCAUUGAACAAAAAAGGAAUCUCCACUGUGCAGCAUCUGUUGGAUCUUCCCAAGGCAACUUUGCAGGCUAUGAUUGGAAAUUUUCCUGCUUCAAGAUUGUAUCAGGAUCUGCAUCAUUUUCCCUGCAUUAAAACAAAGUUAAAACUUCAGAAGACGGACACUGAUGGCAAACAGUCUCUUUCCCUGAACAUCAAAUUGGAGAAGACAAACUCCAGGAAAGGCACAUCAAGGGCUUUUGUCCCUCGAUUUCCUAAGGUAAAAGAUGAAGCAUGGUGGUUAGUUCUUGGCAACUCAUCCACCUCUGAACUAUAUGCUCUGAAGAGAGUUUCUUUCUCUGAUCACUUGGUUACUCGCAUGGAUAUACCAUCAUCCUUGACCACUUUACAGGGGACAAAAUUGAUGUUAAUUUCUGAUUGUUACCUUGGUUUUGAACAAGAACAUUGCAUUGAAGAACUAGUCAAGUCUCAAGAAAUGGGAACAGCCGUUUGAAUUGAAGAUAUUUUGGGGCCAAUCACGUUCAUAAAAUUCCAAAUAAAUCAGUGAGAGUUCAUCAUAAAAGUGAGCGUACUUCAAAGCAAAUGUUCAAUCUAAGCUCAGAUUCAUUACAUUUAUCUGUACCAGAUCUAACUAUAGAGGCCUGAUUCAGAUCAUCUGAUGACUGAGCUUCGAUGUUUGUCUGAAAUUGUAAAUAUUUGGUCCUAGACAAUCCACGCAUAUCAGGUUACCAUUUAUUAUUUUAGUAGUCUAAAUGCAGAAUUAUUCAUGUAUGUGUAGCUGAGUCAGCCUUUUAGAUGGUAGAGAUUGCUAUAUUGAACCCUUGGAAAUAAUUACAUGUGAAUGUUGAAUGCUUA
This is a messenger RNA of Hevea brasiliensis (rubber tree), 6790 nucleotides long. Its product is annotated as DExH-box ATP-dependent RNA helicase DExH14. Gene Ontology annotation, molecular function: ATP hydrolysis activity; ATP binding; nucleic acid binding. The transcript has 49 exons. Bases 135 to 6428 code for a protein of 2097 amino acids. The record is from RefSeq and is a predicted model, not a curated record. Lineage: Eukaryota; Viridiplantae; Streptophyta; Magnoliopsida; Malpighiales; Euphorbiaceae.